This is a messenger RNA of Mercenaria mercenaria, 1532 nucleotides long. RefSeq names its product BTB/POZ domain-containing protein 17-like. The transcript has 3 exons. Gene Ontology annotation, molecular function: protein binding. NCBI's taxonomy places the organism in Eukaryota, Metazoa, Mollusca, Bivalvia, Venerida, Veneridae. The record is from RefSeq and is a predicted model, not a curated record. The coding region runs from base 140 to 1492 and encodes 450 amino acids.
AUAGCACAGCUCACGUCUUGCAAGAAAAUUCACGAUUUUUACGGGUAAAAUUGGCAUGCGGUUAGUAUAAUUUACAGCCUGUAAAACACAUCAACCUUCUCCUUCAAUACUGUAAUGAAAUUAUGUCACCAGAUACAGCAUGGCUAAACAAGUGAAUAAUUCACACCACACACUCAACAGAUUGUUUUCUCUCUAUGAGAGACAGGAGUUCUCGGAUAUUCAGCUAAAAGUUGGAAAUACAAGGUAUGCUACACACAGGAUGGUUUUAUGUAUGAGCAGUGAUGUUUUCAAGACAAUGCUUUCCAGCGAUACAUGGCCAGAGGGUAGAAGCAAUCUUAUUGUUCUUCAAGAAGAUGUAGAAUGUGCUGCUGUAUUUCAACUCUUUCUGAAAUAUCUGUAUAAAGGACAGGUGGACUUGGAUAAGAAUAACAUUUUGCCGUUAUUAACUUUGGCGGAUAAAUAUGAUGUUUCGGACCUGUCAAAGUCAUGUUUGGAUUAUAUACGCGAGAACUGCACCCCACAGUCGAAGCACGUCGUCAUUUCGUGGUUACAGUAUGCCCUGAUGUGCGGAUAUAAAAAUGUGGAAGAAGUGUGCCUUCAGUUUCUGCUGUGUAAUUUUGAGUUGGUGAUGAACACGGCAGAAUUUAUUAACACCAGUAAGGAUGUACUCCUAACUUUCCUCCAAAGCUCGGACCUUGUCAUCAAUGGAGAAUAUAGUUUGUACGUUGCAGUGAAAAGAUGGCUGACUGAGAAUGAAUGUGAGCAUAUAGAGGAUACAAAAAUACUGUUUCAGUCAUUAAUGGAGAAAAUACGGUUUCCCAUGAUGCAUCUGUCAGAACUCGCAACUCUCGAAAACGAUCAGUUUGUAAAUGAUCACAAAGAAUUUUAUCUGCGAAACAUUUUUUCUGCCAUGAAAUAUCAUACAUUAAAUUUAGAUAUAGUUGGUAUGACUCCUAAAGAUAUUAACAGGUGGGGUGCAAAGUCUGUUCCGAGAGUUUACGACACGGAAAGUUGGAGUACAAGCAUCACGGUUGAUAAUUUGUCUGCAGUGAAGCAAGGUGAAGUGCGAGGAGCAUUUUUUACAACUCCAUCUAGUUGCUCUGAUGCUGAUCAACACAGCCAUUUAGACUGGCAUGUUAUGUUCUAUCCAAAGGGGGUCGUUUAUGAUCCUUGUGUCGUGAUAAGGGUGCCAACAAAUUUGAUGAACCCGGGUGCAGUGUGUAAAACUGUGAGACUUGCUCUGUCAACACAGUGUGAAAGGAAAAGAAGAUUCAAGAUAACAGUACUGGUUAUGGCGACUGAAGGUGUACAAGAAGAAUUUGUUUGUUACGCUAAUACGAAAGAUGCCAUAUUUGAUAAAACUCACACUUUGUUUAAUUUUGACCACGUUAUACCUUUUGAGGAUCUUUUCAAGUCUAAUUCUGCAUAUAAGCCUGAUAUUGAUACUUUAAAAAUUAAGAUAGUGAUUAGACCUAUGAGUGCAGUAGGUUAAGUAAAACGUCCUGGAGAGACAUUUACAGUUUGAUUGGUUA